Helicoverpa zea (corn earworm) is the source of this 4563-nucleotide messenger RNA. RefSeq names its product cullin-associated NEDD8-dissociated protein 1 (gene Cand1). Lineage: Eukaryota; Metazoa; Arthropoda; Insecta; Lepidoptera; Noctuidae. The transcript has 24 exons. Gene Ontology annotation, cellular component: nucleus. Bases 192 to 3965 code for a protein of 1257 amino acids. The record is from RefSeq and is a predicted model, not a curated record. Gene Ontology annotation, biological process: SCF complex assembly; protein ubiquitination.
ACUUGUCCUAUUUUGUCUAUACAAUUUUAGCGAAGCACCACGAAGCAAGUUUUCGAUUCGUCGCUUUUAUUUCCCGAAUAAUCAUUCAAAUGUUUUUUCUUCACCAAUUACUCAUGAUAAAUUGUUAACUUUAUCUUUAUUUGGCUUUUGUAGUUUUCUAUUGUGAUUUCAGAGACUGAACACAUUACAAAAUGGCUAGUGUAUCCUAUCAAAUUGCAAAUCUUCUAGAGAAGAUGACAUCGAACGACAAAGACUUCAGGUUCAUGGCUACUAACGAUUUGAUGACUGAAUUACAAAAAGACAGUAUAAAGCUUGACGAUGACUCGGAGAGAAAAGUAGUCAAAAUGCUCCUUCGCCUCCUGGAAGAUAAGAACGGUGAAGUGCAAAAUCUAGCUGUGAAAUGUCUCGGUCCUCUAGUGAAUAAAGUCAAAGAAUAUCAAGUGGAGGGUAUUGUGGACACACUGUGUGCAAACAUGCUCUCAGACACAGAACAACUAAGAGACAUCAGCAGCAUUGGCUUGAAAACUGUCAUAUCGGAACUACCAUUGGGCUCCAACACAUUGGCUGCUAAUGUGUGUAAGAAAAUAACUGGAAAACUCAGCAGUGCUAUUGAGAAGCAAGAAGAUGUUUCAGUUCAACUGGAGGCUUUGGACAUAUUGGCUGAUCUGUUAAGCAGAUUUGGAGGCUUGCUCAUAUCUUUUCACCCCAUGUUACUCAAUUCACUUCUGCCACAACUCGCUUCACCACGUCAGGCCGUCCGUAAACGCACCAUAGUUGCAUUGUCACAUCUGGUCAUGUCUUGCAAUGCGUCAUUGUACAACAAACUUAUUGAUCAUCUGCUGGAGGGGCUGAGUUCCUCCACAUCGUCCAGUGUCAGCCGCACUCAUAUACAGUGUAUUGCAUCUAUUUGUCGCCAAGCAGGUCAUAGAUUUGGAGAGCAGCUGUGGCGAGUUGCGCCACAGGUCCUAGAAUAUUCUACCGAUGCUGAUGAAGAACUCCGUGAGCAUUGCUUACAAGCUCUUGAAGCCUUUGUACUUAAGUGUCCCAAGGAAGUGCAACCCCAUAUCCCUACAAUUAUCGACCUCUGCCUGAAAAUGAUCACUUAUGAUCCUAACUACAACUAUGAGGAUGAAGAGGAAGAUGGUGGAGGUGAGGAUGAGGAGAUGGAAGAUGAAUCCUUCACUCCUGACGCUGAACCAGAGUCAGAUUCUGAAGAGUACUCUGAUGAUGAUGACAUGUCAUGGAAGGUGCGUCGUGCUGCAGCGAAGUGCUUAGAAUCAGUCAUCGCGACCCGUCACGAACUACUUGGUGAAAUGUACCAAACAGUCUCACCUGCUUUAAUUGCUAGAUUCAAAGAACGCGAAGAAAAUGUGAAGUGUGAUAUUCUGAGCGCGUACACGGCUUUGUUGAGGGCUACCCGUCCCCCACCGGCUUUGCAGAUUACUAUCGUGCCGACCGACAAUUCACCGCAAGCUUUGUUGUUGCAAAGGGUGUCGGGCGUGGUGCGCGGCGCGCUGCGCGUGAUCCGCGGGCGCAGCGUGCGCGCGCGGGGCUGCGCGCUGGCGCUGCUGCGCGAGCUGCUGGCGGCGGCGCCCGGCUGCCUCGUCGACCACGCCGCCCGCGUCAUCCGCGCUCUCACGCCGGCACUCACUGACAAAAGCACAGCAUCGUCCAUGAAGAUCGAGACACUAGUGUUCGUAGUGUGUCUAGUACGCGGCCACCCGUCGGCGACCAUGCGGCCACACGUGGCGGCACUGUUGCCGGCCGUGCUGUGCUGUGUGCACGACCCCUUCUACAAAGUCACUGCUGAAGCCCUGCGAGUACUCCAGACUCUUGUCAAAGUUAUGCGACCUUUAGAUCAGGUAGAACCACCAUCAGAGACAGAGGAGAUGCGUGUGGAGCCACCUCCGGAAGAACUCCAGAAGUUCAUCCCCGCGAUGUACGAGUGCACGUUAGUACGUCUGCGCGCCACCGACAUGGACCAGGAGGUCAAGGAGAGGGCCAUAGCAGCUUGCGGACAACUGCUAUGCCAUUUUGGUGAUUAUUUGCAACACGAGCUUCCCGUAUGUCUCCCAAUAUUCUUAGAGCGAUUGCGCAACGAAAUCACUCGCUUGACCACCGUGAAAGCUCUCACCAAAGUAGCUUCGUCACCUUUGAGGAUUGAUCUUACACCUAUUCUGUCGGAUGCUGUUCCGAUUCUCGGAUCAUUCUUGAGGAAAAACCAAAGAGCUUUGAAGUUGUCGACGCUAGUCCUUCUUGAUACUUUGGUGCAAAACUACAGCCACGCUAUUAGCAUAGAGCUGUUGAGCAAGGUGCUACAAGAGGUGCCGGCGCUGGUGUGCGAGGCGGACCUGCACUGCGCGCAGACGGCGCUGGCUUUAGUUCGCGGCGCCUGCAUCCGCUGCCCCGCCGCCCUGACACCCGAGGCGCGUCACGCUCUGACCCCGAACAUACUCGCGCUUGCUAAGUCGCCGCUGCUGCAAGGUGGUGCUCUCAAGGCGAUGCUAGGAGUACUGAGCGCGUUGGUAGCCGCCGACGUGGCGGGCUGCUCGCGCCGGGAGCUGCUGGCGCUUCUAGUAGCACCCGUGCACCGUCUGCACGACCACAGCGCCUCUGCGCAUCAUAUCAAACAGGCGUUCCACUCGCUCGCGAAGUGCGUGGCGGCAGUGGUGGUGGAGGGCGGGUCGGAUGCACUGGAAGUGGUGCGCGGGUUCCUGCGCGACGCCGCGCAGCCUACCUCCGACGCACAUCACAUGUUCGCUUUGUUAGCGCUCGCUGAGAUCGGAAGGCACUUAGACUUAAGCUCCAUACCUAACUUGAAAGAGGUCCUCCUGGCAUCAUUCACUCCGUCAUCGGAAGAAGUGAAGUCUGCCGCCAGCUACGCGCUCGGGUCAGUCGCUGUGGGCAACCUGCCCGAGUUCCUACCGUUCAUACUGGGAGAGAUCGAGGCACAGCCUAAACGGCAAUAUCUGUUGUUACACUCUUUGAGGGAGAUAAUCUCUUGCGAAUCGUGCACGCCCGAAGGUGUGGAAGCGUUGAGACCGUUUAUACCUGAAAUCUGGGUGCAGCUGUCUAAGCACUGUCAGUGCGCGGAAGAAGGAUCUCGCAAUGUUGUUGCCGAAUGCUUAGGAAAAUUAUGUUUACUAGAGCCUCAAGACUUAUUACCACACCUGAAGGAGUUCCUCAAGUCGCCCGAACCACUCACAAGGACGACUGCUGUCACUGCCGUCAAAUUUACGAUAUCAGAUCAGCCUCAAGCGAUCGACCCGCUGCUGCGCGGCUGCAUGUCGGAGCUGCUGGUGCCGCUGCGGGACCCGGAGCUGGGCGUGCGGCGCGUGGCGCUGGUGGCGUUCAACUCCGCCGCGCACAACAAGCCCUCGCUCAUCCGCGACCUGCUGCCGCACGUGCUGCCCACCAUCUACCAGGAGACCAAAGUCAAGAAAGAGCUAAUCAGAGAAGUAGAGAUGGGUCCGUUCAAGCACUCGGUAGACGAUGGUCUCGAUCUUCGCAAAGCAGCUUUCGAGUGUAUGUACACAUUACUGGGCACGUGCCUGGACCGGCUGGACGUGUUCGAGUUCCUGCGCCACGUGGAAGACGGCCUGCGUGACCACUACGACAUCAAGAUGCUCACCUACCUCAUGUGUGCUCGUUUAGCACAGUUGUGUCCCGCUGUUGUUUUACAGAGGCUAGAAAGUUUAGUGGAGCCAUUAAGAGCGACGUGCACGAUGAAGGUGAAGGCCAACUCAGUAAAGCAAGAGUACGAGAAACAGGACGAGCUCAAGCGGUCCGCGCUCAGAGCAGCCGCUGCUCUACUACAGAUACCCGAAGCAGAGAAGAACCCCCACUUGAUGGACUUCGUGACCCAGAUCAAGUCGUUCCCGGACCUGCAGCCUAUCUUCGAGUCCAUCCUGAAGGACUCCGUGGGCGGCGCGGGCGUGGACUCCAACCUCAUGGACCAGAGCUAGCCGCCCUCACACUUCGCACCAGUUCUCCCACAUUGCGACCAACACCACGAGGUUAUUUUAUUUUGGUCUAUUUUGUUGUUUCGUUUUUGUAAGAAUGCAUAUUAUUUUCAUUCAUGUCAAAUGUAAAAAUGAUUGAAAUUGAAUAGAAGUAGUUUAAUACUAUAUUUUAAUUUCGCUUUUCAUUGGACUCGAAUUAAAGAGAGUUUAAUUCAACAGCUUUAUUAUAAAGUUACAAAGUACAUAACUAAAACAUUAGCACUGCUAAUCGAAUUCUGGACGUUUAUGAGUACGCCAGAAUGCGAGUGUACGCUAUGCUCACAAGGAAACUAAGGACGUAAGGAAUUAGGUCUCGUCACGGUUCGCAUAACUAUAUUGUGACGGCGGAAAUCAGACAUGCAUAACUAUCGAUAUCCGGGCUAAAGUUCUUAAUCCGCUUUAACUAGUACUCAACAGUUCAAUAGAAUGGCUAGACUCAUAGAUUGGUAGUAUUCUAUCGAUAGUUAUACAGAAUAAUUUAUUUUAUUGAUAUGUAUUGUGAUAUUACAAGCUAUGUGGAAAAAUCAUAGGAAAAUGGAUAAAUACACUAUAAUGAAGCGAA